This is a messenger RNA of Clonostachys rhizophaga, 549 nucleotides long. The record is from the annotation of a GenBank genome assembly. NCBI's taxonomy places the organism in Eukaryota, Fungi, Ascomycota, Sordariomycetes, Hypocreales, Bionectriaceae.
AUGCCUAGUCGAGAUGCUAGCUGGAGCUUCGCGCCCUGCGCUGCGGUGCGCUUCGACCUUGUGCAAGGUCAGAUCGUUCGGCGCACAGCCGUCGGCCAGCUCAAGCUUGCCACAGCAAGAUCUCAAGGAACCAUCCGAGCUAGGGUGGCCCCCGUCUUUGAAGAAAGCUGUAUUCUUGGGACGUCUCGUUUCGAAGGGGUGGUCGAAGAUGAGGCAAUUGCCAGGCAGGGUGAACGGAUGACGGAUAGACAGACUCGACGCAGUAUGUUGGGCUGGGUUUCGACUCGAUGGGUGUUUUUUUUCGUCGUGGGCGCCCAGAUCGUGCCUAAAGAGAUGCGAGGCUGCCACGUCGAUCUUGCAGACAAUCAAUCAGAAGGUGUACUAGCUCGGAGACCCCCGCUCGUUCGCUGGUUCGUUCGAUUCUGUUUGCUCCUGUUGUCGCAGCGGCAGUGUGAUGUCAAAGCACCAAGCGUCUCGGGCAGGAUGAUGGGGGUUCGUCGAGCGUUGGUGGGGGUAUUUUUUUUUAAGUUUGUUGGUGGUGUGCUCUAG